CCGCCCUGCCCUGCCGCUGCCGCCGCCGCCAGCCCGCCCGGCUCUGCCGCUGCUGCCAGCCCGCCCUGCCCUGCCGCCGCUGCCAGUCCGCCUGGUGCUGUUGCAUCUGCUGGCCUAUCUGAUUGUGCAGCCACCGCCUUCAGCCUGCCCCGCCAAGCCCCAGCUGCUGCUGUUGCCAGACCGUAUAAAGUGGAUGUAUGUGUCAAUGGUGUUCCACUGACCAUGGAGGUGGACACUGGAGCUUCUUGUAGUCUCAUCAGUCAUGAUCAGUACUGUGCGCUGUGGCCUGACCUGUCUGCCCGACCGCCCCUGGUGUGCUCUGGCCGUCGCCUGUUGACGUACAUGAGAGAGGAGGUCCCUAUUGAGGGAGUGGCUGAGGUCCAGGUGUCCUACCAGGGUCAGACAGCUCAGCUGCAGCUGUUGGUUGUGGGACAACCUGGGCCCGCCCUGCUGGGACGUGAUUGGUUACAAGUGAUUCGUCUUGACUGGCAGUCCCUGUGCAUGAUUGGCUCUGAGGAGUGCCUCCCCGGUGAUGCCCAGUCGCUGUUACAUAGUCUGAAGAAGAUGGAGCUGGAGUUCCCAGAUGUGUUUAGCCCUGGUUUGGGUUGCUACAAACCUCGUAAGGUCUCGCUUCAGGUGGACCCGUCAGCGCCAGCCAAGUUCUACAAGCACCGCCCGCCUCCGCUGGCGUUGAAGAAGGACAUCGAAGAUGAGCUGGACCGUCAGGUGCAGCUGGGUAUUCUGCGCCCUGUUCCGACUUCUGAGUGGGCGGCACCCGUCGUCCCAGUGAAGAAGUCUGACGGUAGUAUACGCCUGUGCGGUAGCUAUGAUUUGACGGUUAAUACUGCCACGUCUCUGGAGUCGUACCCACUGCCCCGGACAGAGGAGCUGUUUGCGGUUUUGUCAGGAGGCCGUUACUUUACCAAGAUUGAUUUGCGCGAAGCUUAUCUACAGUUGGAACUUGAUAGCCAGAGUCAGAUGUAUACUACCAUUAACACACACAAGGGCCUGUUCUGUGUCACUCGCCUAGCUUUUGGUAUCAAAUCUGCAGUCGCCAUUUUUCAAAGGGAAAUGGAAACUUUGUUGGCGGGUGUGCCUCAUACUGCAGUGUUUUUGGAUGACCUUUGUGUCACAGGAAAGACGCCGGCUGAACACCUGUCGAACGUGAGGGAGGUGCUGCAACGUCUCUCUGAUGCCGGCCUCAAGAUCAACGUGAGGAAGACGACCUGGUUGGCGCGUGAAGUGUGCUACCUGGGUCACCGCAUCUCGUCCGCCGGAAUUCAGCCGUCCGACGACAAAGUGAGCGCCGUGAUGUCUGCUCCUGAGCCCAAGAACCUGCCAGAGUUGAGAGCCUACCUCGGCCUACUGCAAUACUACAGCCGAUUCCUGCCGCGCCUAAGUACAGUUGCUGCUCCGCUGUACAAUUUAGGUGGUGUCGCCGAGGAUGGUCCGCUGGAAGCUGACCCUGACCGGCUACGAUUUCGAUCUGAAGUACGUUCCAGGGAAGGAGAUCAGCAACGCGGAUGGCCUCAGCCGCCUGCCGGCUCCGUUCUGCCCGCCGGACCCGCCGCCGCCGGCCGAGGUGGUACAGAUGCUGGACGCCGCGGAGAGUCUGGUCUCGGUCGCUCAGCUUCAGGCCGCCACCCGUCGAGACCCCGCUGUUUCCGCCGCGUACAUCUUUACUCGUGAUGGAUGGCCCGAGGUCUGUCCCAGAGAUGAGUUAUCAUUCUUUUUCAACCACCGUCAUGAGUUGAGCAUCGAGAAUGGUUGUUUGUUGUGGGGUUUACGAGUUGUCGUGCCUACUCAGCUGAGAAGUCGCGUCCUGUCUCUGUUGCACAGUGGCCAUCCUGGAAUGACGGCGAUGAAGCAGCUCGCCCGGAGCGUCGUCUGGUGGCCGGGACUGGACGGCCAGAUUGAGGACCGAGUAAGGGCGUGUCAGGCGUGUCAGGCGGACAAAGGUAAGGUACCAGUGGUACCUUUGAAACCCUGGAUAUUCCCCACCGAGCCGUGGAGCAGAAUUCAUGUUGAUUUUGCCGGCCCCGUGGAGGGGAAGAUGCUUUUAAUAGUUGUGGAUUCGUUCACCAAAUGGCUUGAAGUGUUUGUUACGAGCUCAACAAGUUCAACAUGUGUGAUUGAAAACCUUCGCAAGUGUUUUUCUGUUUUUGGAUUACCGUUAGUCCUUGUGUCAGACAACGGCACCUGCUUUACGAGUGAACAGUUUAAGUUGUUCUUGUCUGAGAAUGGUAUCCGGCACGUCUGUAGCCCGCCGCGUCAUCCCGCCUCCAAUGGCCAGGCUGAGGCUUUGGUGAAAGUCGUAAAAUCGGCGUUGAAGAGGAGGACUGAAGGAAGUCUCCAGACAAAACUGUCGCGUUUUCUUUUCACCUACAGGAAUUCGCCACAGUCGACAACGGGGCGAGCUCCGGCUGAGCUGAUGUUCGGCCGAGCGCUGCGUACUCCACUGCAGUCGCUGCGCCCGAGUCUGCGCUCCACCGUGGAGGCCCGUCAGUCUGCCAUGAAGGACGUCCACGACCGCCGCGCCCGACCGCGCGAUUUCCGCGUCGGGGACGCCGUCUGGGUUGAAGAGUGUCAGGGCUUCGCCCGCCGAUGGGUCCCCGCGGUGGUCUCGAACGGCAGUGGUGUAAUGGUGGACGUUCGCCUCGAGGACGGCCGCGCCUUCACCCGUCAUGCUGACCAAAUUCGUCCGGCCCAUGUCGUCGCGGGUCACCCCUAGACCGCUGCAGUGGUGCCCCCUACCGAGUUACGGUGCUGAAUCGUGGCGUGGGUAUACUUCUUGCCUGUGGGGAGGAGUGUUGCGUACUGCGCUAUUGAUUUAGUGUUGUAUACUGCGCUGUUGAUUUAGUGGCCGAUUUCACUGGUCGGGUUUUACACGUCAGCGGAGUCGAUGCCGGGAGGUUUGCUCGUGUGCGCGCCAUUCGUGUCUGGGCUGGCGACUGGGUGGGGUUCGUGGCGGCGUUACAAUAUAUGAAGACUACGAGGCACAGUUGAGUGUUCGGUGGACAAGGACAGAACACAUGUAAUUCCCUGGCAGUAACUGAUCUUAU
Amphibalanus amphitrite is the source of this 3062-nucleotide messenger RNA. RefSeq lists its product as uncharacterized. Bases 223 to 1689 code for a protein of 488 amino acids. The record is from RefSeq and is a predicted model, not a curated record. The transcript has 2 exons. NCBI's taxonomy places the organism in Eukaryota, Metazoa, Arthropoda, Thecostraca, Balanomorpha, Balanidae.